AUGAAGGGGAAGCCAAUAAGAAAGGACGCUUACGUGGUUGUUCACACGCAGUCAUGCACCAGAUUCUUCACAACACAAGAAGAAGGUGGGAGCAACCCUUUGUGGAACGAAAGGUUCAUGGUGGAUGGAGCCAAGUGCGUGACGUUGGAGGUGCAAUGCAAGACGUGGUUGGGCGUUCGAAGCGUGGGAGCUGCACGAAUACCGGUUGAUGAUUUUCUUGGCGGUUUUGUGGCAGGGAAUAAUAGGGUUCAGUUCUUGAGUUAUAGGCUUUGGGAUGGGAAGGGUCGGAGAAACGGGGUUAUCAAUUUCUCAGUGAGGGUGGUAAAGGCUUCAACAGAGUGUGAUGAAGAGAGAACCAUGGUGGACAUUCAAAAGAAUUUCCCAAGCUCUGGUGGAGUUGUUACUGGCAUUCCAGUUUUCUGGUCAGUCUAAUGGUAAAGAAAUAUGCAUAGGAUCUUCAAGUUAUUAUAUUAAAAAAAAUCAAGAUUAAUAUGGUUUUGUAAUUGAUUUCUAUGAGAGAAUCUGAUUGAUAAUUAGAUCAUCUAAUUAUGUAAACACAAAGUAGACAAGUAAUA
Cajanus cajan (pigeon pea) is the source of this 575-nucleotide messenger RNA. Its product is annotated as BON1-associated protein 2. The record is from RefSeq and is a predicted model, not a curated record. NCBI's taxonomy places the organism in Eukaryota, Viridiplantae, Streptophyta, Magnoliopsida, Fabales, Fabaceae.